CACGAGCGAACGCACAGUUUGUCCCGGACCGUUACUGCCACAUGGGCUCAUCGCACUUUCUCCAACCACAAUUAUAGAAAAUUUAUCGCAACUCGGAAGUUCAGUAAAAUCAAUUACGAAAAUGCUCGCCAAUCCUACACCUGCAAUGCAUACAAACUGCACUCCAAAAUGUCUGACAUAUAAGGACAUAAAGACGUAUAGGUGCAGCCACUGCAUGAGAAUAUUUAAGGAUUUAGCGCUGGUCCAGGAACACAUGGAGUCACGUCACAGGUGCAAUAUACCAGGAGUGCCUUCCACAUCACAGGCAACAUUGGACGAUUCUCAGGAAACAAGCGAAAGCGAUAGCGAAGGGGAUAGCGAAAGCGAUAGCGAAGGGGAUAGCGAAAGCGAUAGCGAAGGGGAUAGCGAAGGGGAUAGCGAAGGGGAUAGCGAAGGGGAUAGCGAAGGGAAUAACGAAGGGGAUAGCGAAGGGAAUAACGAAGAAGAUAGCAAAGUGGAUAGUGAAGGGGAUAAUGAAGGGGAUAGCGAGGGGGAUAGCGAAAUGAAUAUCGAAAGCGAAACGGAUAGCGAAACCGAUAAAGAUUCUUCAUUUUCAAAUCCAAAAAAUAGUUUACACCUAGUCGCAACGGUUGAAAAAUAA
Trichogramma pretiosum is the source of this 640-nucleotide messenger RNA. Its product is annotated as clumping factor B-like. Bases 122 to 640 code for a protein of 172 amino acids. Lineage: Eukaryota; Metazoa; Arthropoda; Insecta; Hymenoptera; Trichogrammatidae. The record is from RefSeq and is a predicted model, not a curated record. The transcript is spliced from 2 exons.